AUGUCCCGUAAACGUAUUUUGCAUUGUAUUUCUGUUUUUUGUUGUUUGUGUGGUCUUUUCAAUGGAAGGUUUGCGUCCCCGUUCAAAUGCAGGUGCUCUCCAAAGUCCAUUCAAACCCGGCGGAGCGUCUUACGACACGUCCGCACUACUCGUAGCUCACAAGUAGUCGAGUGGCGUUUGCUUUUCACACAAUGUUGUGGGGCGCACCCGUUGCCGGGUGGCCCUAUAAAGCCGCACGGGCCGGGGUUUUUUUUCUCCACCCCCAGGAGACCGCCGACGUUGCACGGCGCCACGAUGCUGACUUCCAUCCAGCUGAUCACUUCUUUGCUUCUCUGGACGAGCAGCGGCGAGAAAAUUUUCCACCAUCGCGAUCACUCCGAUUUGCAGAUGCUUGGCGCCCAGCGAGCUCAGACCAUAACGGACGAGUACAGCGCCGAGUUAUUCCUUGCCAGAUACGGCUUCAUGAACGCAGUGAGAUGGGAGAAGAUGCGGGACCAGGACGGGGAUCUGGACUACGACGACGGCUUUUUCGACGAUCUCCCAGCCGGCAUCCAGGAGGGGACUUCAGGGCCUGGUUCCAGGGAUCUUCCUCCUCCAGACGGAGAUAGCCAAGCAUUUAUGGCGGCACUUCAAGACUUCCAGAGGCUAUCCGGCCUGCCGGUGACGGGCGCGUUUGACGACGCGACAAGAGAGGCCAUGAACAAGCCGAGGUGCGGCGUCCCUGACAAGGAAAUGGAUCCGGGGCCAGAGGAAGCGAUCAGUCCUGAAUCUGACCUUGACGAAAAUCUGGCCUUGGGUGUUGAAAACGCCACCAGUUUUGACUCUUUUAAUAUGACUGAUAGCAGCUACGUAAUAAGUGACACACAGUCUGGUGCUGCUAAUGACUCUGAAAUAGCGUUAACGAAGGUUAAUGGCACAGAGGGUGCCCUCUCUCACACUAACAAGACUGAUUUCGGACCAGAAUUCAGGGCAAAAAACUCCUCCACGGAUGGCAGUUCAGCGAAAAUGCGCCCGAGCCCAGCAGUGGUGCGCAAGAAACGCCACCUGGCCGCCUUGGUGUCCCAGCGCAGGCGCAGGAGGGACCUUGGCGAGGCGGGACGCGUGGCCUUCAGCAAGAGCUUCCUGAAAUGGCGGCUGAUGGGCGAAGGCUACAGCAGUCAGCUGUCCGUUGAGGAGCAACGCUACAUUUUCAGGCUGGCCUUCAGGAUGUGGAGCGAGGUGUCGCCGCUCCAAUUCGUGGAGGACAACCUUUCGCCGCUGGAGGAUAUCGACAUCCGACUGGGUUUUGGCACAGGAAGACAUCUUGGUUGCGACCAAAGGUUUGACGGAAGCGGUCAAGAGUUUGCUCACGCCUGGUUCCUGGGCGACAUCCACUUUGACGAUGAUGAACAUUUCACUACCCCCAACUCCGGCAGUGGGAUUAGCCUCCUUAAGGUGGCGGUUCACGAGAUCGGCCAUGUUUUAGGGCUGCCCCACAUCUACAGACCUGGCUCCAUCAUGCAGCCCAGCUACCUGCCCCACGAGCCCACUUUUGAGAUGGACUGGAUGGACAGGAAAGCCAUACAGAACCUCUACGGGGGUUGCCAGGGCCGCUUCAGCACUGUAUUCGACUGGGUCCGACGGGAGAAGACCCCCUACGGCAAAGCGGUGGUCCGCUUCAACACCUACUUCAUGAGGGAGGGCUGGUACUGGCUGUACGAGAACCGCAACAACCGCACCCGCUACGGCGACCCGGUGCCGCUGCAGGUCGGCUGGCGGGGGCUCCCCGCCGACGGAGUGGACGCUUACGUGCACGUUUGGACCCGCAAACUAGAUGCCGUUUACUUCUUCAAAGGUACUCAGUUCUGGAAGUAUGACCGUGAAAACGACAAGGUCUUCGCACGGGACCCAGAGGGCCACCGAUAUCCCAGGAAGAUUUCGGAGGGUUUCCCAGGAAUGUUCGGUCCGAUUGACACGGCCUUCUACGACCGAAGGGAUUCUCGCAUUUACUUCUUCAAAAACAUUCGUGUGUACGCCUUCAGCGUGGAGUCCAACGGCAUGGCUCCGGGUUUUCCCAAACCCAUCCGAGACGUAUUCCCGCCGACGUCCGGCGCGGACCACCCGGGCGGCAACAUCGACGCCGCCUACUUCUCGUACGCGCACAACGCCGUCUUCCUCUUUAAGGACCGGCGCUUCUGGCAGGUGGCGAGCGGCCGCGAGCGCCGCCGCCGCCCCUUCCUGCCGCGCAACGGCCUCCUCCCGCCAGAGGAAGUGGAGCGGCGCUGGUUCGACAUCUGCGACGUCCACCCCACCGCGCUCACGCUGACCAGAUGAAGACGGACCUGGAUGUGAAAAGCACCUUAUGUACCCCCUCAAGAUGAGUCCUUUGCCAACUUCCGCCCUAUUCAAUGUAACCCGAAAGUAUUUGUAGCGCUUUGCUUUUUCCGCAUUUUAUAUUAAUGCCUUAUUUAAAAAAAAAAAAAAAAAAAAAAAAUGUUACACAUAACACCCUAAAAUGACAAGAUGGAAACUGAACUGAUUCUACCACAGGUGGACUCCAAUAAAGCUGUGGAAAGAUCUCAAGGAUCUUCAUCUUUUCCUUUCGGCUUGUCCCGAUUCGGCGUGUCAUCUUUUUCCAUCUAAGCCUAUCUUGCGCAUCUUCCUCUCUAACACCGAACUGUCCUCACGUCCUCCCUCACCAUAUCCAUCAUCCUUUUCUUUGGUCUUCCUCUCGCUCUUUUGCCUGGCAGCUCCACCCUCGGACUCUCUCGCCUCUGGACACGUCCAAACCAUCGAAGUCUGCGCUCUCGAACCUUGUCUCCAAAACAUCCAACUUUGGCUCUCCCUCCCUCUAAUGAGCUCAUUUCUAAUCCUAUCCAACCAAGCGAGAACCUCAGCAUCUUCAUUUCUGCCACCUCUAGUUCUGCUUCCUGUCCUUUCUUCGGCGCCACCGUCUCUAAUCCGUAUAUCAUGGCCGGCCUCACCACUGUUUUAUAGACUUUGCCCUUCAUCCUAGCGGAGACUCUUCUGUCACAUAAGACACCAGACACCUUCCCCCAACUGUUCCAUCCCGCUUGGACCCGUUUCUUCACUUCCUUACC
Molecule: messenger RNA, 3080 nt
Organism: Syngnathoides biaculeatus (alligator pipefish)
Lineage: Eukaryota; Metazoa; Chordata; Actinopteri; Syngnathiformes; Syngnathidae
Gene: mmp21
Product: matrix metallopeptidase 21
Exons: 7
Coding region: 1-2313 (770 amino acids)
Biological process (GO): extracellular matrix organization; collagen catabolic process; proteolysis
Cellular component (GO): extracellular matrix
Molecular function (GO): metalloendopeptidase activity; zinc ion binding
Source: RefSeq, a predicted model, not a curated record